Molecule: messenger RNA, 1629 nt
Organism: Megalobrama amblycephala (Wuchang bream)
Lineage: Eukaryota; Metazoa; Chordata; Actinopteri; Cypriniformes; Xenocyprididae
Product: rhodopsin-like
Exons: 1
Coding region: 101-1078 (325 amino acids)
Biological process (GO): G protein-coupled receptor signaling pathway
Cellular component (GO): membrane
Molecular function (GO): G protein-coupled receptor activity
Source: RefSeq, a predicted model, not a curated record
CACGUGACCACAGACAAGAACUUCAUACCAUAUAAAGUUCACCGUUAACCACUGGAUCUGCAAAUGCAGAGUCUUUCCCAAACCGACUCUCUCUCUUGAGAUGGAGGUUCAAGACUGGAUUGAAUCAUCUAUACGAGCGUUCUUCUGCUUGACUGGCAUUACAGGCAACUUCUGGCUGGGUUUGCGCUCUCUUCCCAAAUCCAGAUCUCAACUGCGGCCCAAUGACAUUCUCUUCAUUAACCUGGCCGUGUCCAAUCUCAUCACAAACUGUCUGGUGGAUCUGCCGGACACUUUGGCACAGUUUGUGAACAGCUGGUUCAUGGGCAAAAAUUACUGUGGCGUGCUCCAGUUUUCGUCUGAUCUCUCGGAGACCAGCAGCAUCUUCUCCACCAUGUUCAUCAGCAUGUAUUGGCACCAGAAACUAGUGGGUUCCAUCAGACGUGGAGGAGCUCCGGUGCAGAUGGACAACCUGCGACUCGUCGUCAUAUUGCUCGCUGGGAGCUGGAUUGUGGCGUUGAUGUUCAGCGUUCCCCACUUUUUUAUUGCAGAACAUGAUGGGAACGAGACUUUAGAAGUUUGUGAAGAACAUUUCCCAACACCUGCAGAGAAAAGGACAUUUGAUGCGCUGUAUCUUAUUCUGGCUAAUGUCGUUCCACUUGUUGGGAUCACUUACGCCAGUGUGCAGAUCGUCUUAACGCUGCUGCAGAGCCAGAAACGAAUCAUGGGUCACUCCAAAGGAGCAAAUCAUGCACCUACAGAAGCAAAUAACUCAGGAACAAAAGCAGCAGCCACUAAGUCUAAAGUCGUGAAUAACACCAUCAAUCCUCAACAACAGAAGACGCAGGUCAGAUCCAAUCCGUCCUCUGGCAACCAGGUGCGGGCGGCUAAAAGCGUGGUGGCGGUGGCCACGAUCUUCAUCAUCUGCUGGUUCACUCACCUCGUGCUCCGCAUCUACAGCAGCUUCAGAAACUCCAUCCUGGCUGUGAAGCUGACCAAUUUUAUAGGAGCGUCUUACACCUGUUUUGUUCCAUACGUCUACCUGCAUGGGGUGAAGAAACUCAACUGCUCAUGCUGGUAAGGACUGGGGUGAAAUAUUCUGUGCAACAUCAAAAAGGCAAGGUGAACAGAAUCAAAAUUUAUCAUCAUACUUUUUUAGCAUUACAAGUUUUCUGAAAUGUGUUUCAAUAUGGAAUAAAAUGUUAUAUAAAUCAGGUAAAUUAUACAAUAUGAAUAAUCCCCUCAGUAAAAACCUUCAGAAUAUAGGCAGGAAUAAAUCUGUAAGUUUUGGUGUUUGUAAGUGCUGCUGAAGUGGAGAAAAAACUCUUUAAAGAAAUGUAUUGCAUAUGAAAUCUACAGACGCAAAUAAAUAAAAGUGCAAUAAAAUAAGUGUAUUUUGGAUGUUUUCUUUCCACUAGUAUGAAUAAACAUGAUAUGAAAAGCCAAACAGCCUUAAAAAUUGACCAGUGCAUGAAAAAACUGUAGCAUCUCGCUUUAAAGAUUAAUGGCAAAAGCAUGCACACAAAGUUUGAGAAAUUAGUUUGUACACAACAUGCAUUUGUUUUGGAUGAAAUGUACGUGUGAAAUGUAGCGAAAGAAGGAAUAAAUAACUGGUGUAUCGUUUUUCCACCA